AUGGACAAAGAGGAGGAUGAGGGUUUAAUCGAUGCUAGUGAUUUGGUCGGUGUUGGGGCUGGUAAUGUUGGUGUUGGUGGUGGUAAGAGGAAAAAAAUGAAAACUCCCUCCAAGAAAUCAAAGUCAGAUCCAGCGACAACUUCUAUUAAGAAAUUUAAGCCACGAGAUGAGGAGUGGGCAAAGAGAUUUUUCUGUGGUAAAAGACUAAUCUUUGGCCCUGAUGUAUCAUCUCUGUUUCUAACAUCGUUCUUGAUUGGAGCUCCUGCGUUUACGUUCUGCAUAAGGAUGCUCGUGUGGAUCAGAAAAGGCGAUCCUUUCUUCAACUAUACCGUUCUGACUUCAGCAUUUAUCCUCACCCUCUUGGUUUGUCUCCUCCUUUGA
Microthlaspi erraticum is the source of this 381-nucleotide messenger RNA. NCBI's taxonomy places the organism in Eukaryota, Viridiplantae, Streptophyta, Magnoliopsida, Brassicales, Brassicaceae. The record is from the annotation of a GenBank genome assembly.